AUGAGUGUAUCUGACAGAAUAGAUCUUGUCAAAAAGCCAGUAGUUUUGCCAACCAUCUCCACUAAACUACCUGCUGAGACUAUUAACCAUACCAACUGGUCUCAUCACAUCUCUACACUUGUCCUGGCAGACCCGGAGUUCUACAAACCAGGUGAAGUCGAUAUGCUAUUGGGAGCAGAAGUUUACUUCGACCUUAUCAUUGAAGGAAAGAUAUCAGGUACCAAACAAACACCUACUCUUCACAAUAGUGUUUUGGGCUGGAUUGUUGCUGGUAGGUGUGGGCAGUACCCAAAUGAGACUGAGUCAACUUGCAAUUUGACUAUUGAGAGCCAACUUAAGCGAUUCUGGGAAAUCGAGCAAGUUGUUACUGAUCCUGUUCUCACUAAAGAGGAACAAUAUUGUGAGCAGCAUUUCAAGGAAAAUGUCAAACGAGAUGAAUCUGGACGCUUUGUUGUAAAACUACCAUUCAAUGAACGUCUAAAUGAGUUAGGAAAAUCACAGCACAUAGCUUUGGGUAGUUUCAAAAAAGUUGAACAAAGAUUGUCAUUAAAUUCCGAGAGAAAACAGCAGUAUAAUAGUUUCUUACAGGAGUAUCUGAAACUAGGACACAUGGAACUAACAGGGAAGCUAAAUUUCAGUGAAUCAGUAACCACCACAGGUAACGUAACAAAUUGUUUCUUACCUCAUCACGAAGUAAUAAAGGAGUCAAGCUCUUCAACCAAACUGAGAGUGGUUUUUAAUGCAUCCUGUCCUACAAGCACAAGGGUAUCUUUGAAUGAUACACUUAUGAUAGGUCCAAACGUCCAGCAGGACUUGUUUUCCAUCCUAACACGUUUCCGACUACAUGAAAUAGUUAUGGUUGCUGACUGUGAGAAAAUGUAUCGCCAGGUGUUAGUUGAUGAAAAUGAUUGUAAGUUUCAACAAAUAUUGUGGAGGACAAACAGUUAUGAGCCUGUCAAAAUAUAUAAACUGAAAACAGUAACAUAUGGCACCUCUAGUGCUCCCUUCUUAGCUACUAGGUGUUUGAAACAGUUAUCAGAAGACGAGAAGACACGAUUCCCUACAGCUUGCGCUGCUGCAGGAACGGAUCUCUAUGUGGACGACUUACUAACCGGGUGUCAUGAUGAGAAGACUGCUCUACAGUUACAGGAAGAACUUGAUCAACUUUUACGUUCAGGAUGUUUCAAACUACGUAAGUGGUGUUCCAAUAGUUCUGCUGUACUAGACAUGAUACCAAAAGAGGACAAAGAGGUUGGUGCUAUGAACUUAGAUUUAGAAGAGAGUAAACCUAUUAAAACUUUAGGAGUUGCGUGGGAACCCAAAUCAGACAUGUUUCAAAUAAACAUCAAUGUCACAACUCAAAAUAAAUCUAGUUUAAACAAACGAGAAAUUCUGAGGGCUAUUUCAAGUGUAUUUGAUCCACUGGGACUAAUAAGUCCUUUAGUAAUAGUUUCAAAAAUCAUGCUACAACAACUGUGGUUAACUGGACUAACUUGGGAUGAGCCGGUGAGUGAAGACAUAGCAAAACAAUGGGAUCAAAUCAAAGGCGAGGACUAUAGCCACUCGGCUAUCAGGCCGAGUAUCAGGGGAAGUGGUCAGAGAGAGUGUUUCCUAGCAAAAGUCACGGACGUGGUGUGA
Macrosteles quadrilineatus (aster leafhopper) is the source of this 1638-nucleotide messenger RNA. RefSeq lists its product as uncharacterized. The record is from RefSeq and is a predicted model, not a curated record. NCBI's taxonomy places the organism in Eukaryota, Metazoa, Arthropoda, Insecta, Hemiptera, Cicadellidae. The coding region runs from base 1 to 1638 and encodes 545 amino acids. The transcript is spliced from 3 exons.